Molecule: messenger RNA, 1866 nt
Organism: Quercus lobata
Lineage: Eukaryota; Viridiplantae; Streptophyta; Magnoliopsida; Fagales; Fagaceae
Product: putative receptor protein kinase ZmPK1
Exons: 1
Coding region: 1-1866 (621 amino acids)
Biological process (GO): recognition of pollen; protein phosphorylation
Molecular function (GO): protein kinase activity; ATP binding
Source: RefSeq, a predicted model, not a curated record
AUGGUUUCAAGCCUUAUCUCAAGAAGAAGCCAAGAUGACUAUUCCUCUGGCUACUACAAGCUCUUUUUUGACAAUGAUAAUGUGCUCCGCCUGCUCUUUCAAAGUCCAACAAUGACUAGUCUGUACUGGCCGGACCCUUGGGUUGAAGACCCCGGACAAGUUGGAAGGUCUAAGUACAAUACAAGUAGACAAACACUACUAGAUGACUCAGGCUAUUUCUGGUCACCUGAUGAUUUCACAUUCUUUGCAACAGAUUUUGGUGCAGUAACACACAGACGAUUAACGCUUGAUCCUGAUGGCAAUCUUCGAUUAUACAGUUUGCAAAAGAUGAAUGGGAGUUGGGAUUUGGUUGUCACAUGGCAAGCCUUCUCUCAACCUUGCCACAUUCAUGGAAUCUGUGGACCCAAUAGUCUUUGUACUUAUGAUCAAGUUUCUGGCAGGAGAUGCUCUUGCUUGCAAGGCUUCAAGAUGAAAGAUCAUACUGAUUGGUCUUACGGGUGUGAACCAGAAUUCAGUCUCUCAUGCAACCGUACAGAUGAGGCAAGCUUUGUCCAAUUUGAACAUCUUGAAUACUAUGGCUCAGAUCUAAACUACUAUUCUAAUGUUACCUUGCAGCAAUGUCAAGAUAUAUGCAUGAAUUGGUGUAAAUGCAAAGGUUUUCAAUUUAAAUUUAGCAGCAACGGUACUGUUGGUGCAUAUAAUUGUUACCCCAAGUUUCUGCUAAUAAAUGGUCACCAAUCACCAAAUUUUGAAGGACAUUUUUAUUUAAGAUUACCCAGAAUUGGUCUUACCUAUAACAAGACUCCUGGUGAUGAAUUGAGGUUAGAAUGUUCUGACAAAAAUUCCAAGCAACAAAGAAUAACAUACGAAAAUAAGACGGUAAAGCUUUUGCUUUGGUUUGCCACUGCUGUGGGAGGUAUUGUGGUGGCCUGUAUUGUCCUGGUUUGGCUUUUCUUGUCAAGAAGUAGAAAAGAUUCAAAUUCAGCAGCACAAGGUUACCUCCUGACUAAUAGAAUUCAACGAUUCACCUUUGAUGAGCUAAGGAAGGCAACGCGAGGAUUUAAAGAAGUGAUUGGACAAGGAGCAGGAGGGAUAGUAUACAAAGGUGUACUGCUUGAUCAGCGGGUUGCAGCAAUCAAGCGACUCAAUGAAGCCAACCAAGGAGAAGCUGAAUUUCUAGCAGAAGUGAACACCAUUGGGAUGUUGAACCACACGUACUUAAUUGAGAUGUGGGGAUAUUUUGUAGAGGGAAAUCAUAAGCUUCUGGUGUAUGAGUACAUGGAGCAUGGAUCUUUAUCUGAAAAUCUUAGUUCUAAUACACUUGAUUGGAAAAAGAGGUUUGAAAUUGCUGUGGGAACUGCAAAAGGCCUAGCUUAUCUACAUGAAGAGUGCUUGGAGUGGGUUUUGUAUUGUGAUGUAAAACCUCAAAACAUACUUCUAGAUGCUAACUAUCAACUAAAGCCCUUUGAUCAUUUAAGCUUCUCCAAGAUGAGGGGGACUAGAGGUUAUAUGGCUCCUGAAUGGGUCUACAAUCUUCCCAUUGCUUCUAAAGUGAAAGUGUACAGUUAUGGGAUUGUGCUAUUAGAAAUGGUAACUGGAAAGAGCCCAAAGGGCUUGCAUACCUCUGACAGUGGGGAGACAAGAGACCAUAAGAGGUGGGUCACAUUAGUAAGAGAAACUAUUGACAUUGAGAAUGCUAAAAUGUCAUGGAUUGAGGAAAUUAUAGAUCCCAUGAUGGCUGGUAAAUAUGAUAAGGCUAAGAUGGAACUUCUGAUCAAAGUUGCUUUGCAAUGUGUGGCAGAAGAAAAGGAUGAUAGACCCACCAUGAACCGGGUUGUAAAAAUGCUUUUAAGCCAUGAGGAAUGA